UCAUGCCAGAACCGUGAGCAGUUUACUCCUGCCGUCUCAAACGCUGAGGUACCGCGAAUUGGCUAGACGAUUUCCCCAUCUGCGUGGCCUCCCUGUAGAAGAAUACGAACUUGCUCAACCAAAGUUGCUGAUCGGGCUGGACAACCUUCACCUAUGUGUUCCGCUCAAAAUUAGGGAAGGGGGCCCGAAUGAUCCAAUCGCUGCCAAGUGUCGUUUGGGAUGGAGUAUAUACGGGAGCAUACCGUUCCAUACACGUACAGAAGCUUUGAAUGAACAGAUGCGCGAUUACUUCACUAUGGAGAAUGCUGGGGUUUCUGCUCCGUGCAACAAACUCGAGUCCGAAGAGGAUAAGCGGGCAAUCCAAAUCCUGCAAGAAUCAACACGCCGCACGGGAGAAGUAUCUCGUUUUGAGACGGGGUUGUUGUGGAAGUUUGACGAUCCUGACUUCCCUGACAGUUAUCCGAUGGCAGUUCGCCGUCUGGAGUCAUUAGAACGGAAAUUUGAAGCGAAUCCAUGUUUGGCGGAGCAAGUACGCAACCAGAUAGCUGACUACGAGCGCAAAGGCUAUGCGCACAAGGCCUCUCUUACGGAGCUGACGUCCAUACCGGCAAACCGGGUGUGGUACCUACCUCUAGGAGUCGUAACCAGUCUGAAGAAACCUGGCAAGAUCAGAUUAAUCUGGGAUGCAGCAGCAAAAAUAGGUGAAGAUUCGUUCAACUCCAAACUUCUGAAAGGACCGGACCUGUUAACGCCACUUCCGAAGGUUCUAUGCCAAUUCCGGCAGUUUCCAGUGGCAGUGUCUGGAGAUCUGAUGGAGAUGUUCCACCAAUUAGGAAUCCGGUAUCCGGACUGCUUAUCUCAGCGAUUUGUGUUCCGCGAUAGACCUUCCGACUACCCGCAAGUCUAUAUCAUGGACGUGGCCACGUUUGGAUCGACUUGUUCUCCAGCGUCGGCACAAUAUGUGAAGAAUCUGAAUGCCCAAGAAUUCUCCAACAAAUUUCCCCGUGCUGCUGAAGCCAUAAUCAAUAAGCACUACGUCGACGAUUAUCUAGAUAGCUUUCGAACAGUCCAAGAAGCGAUAGAUGUGGUGAAUGAGGUGAAGAUGGUGCAUUCGAUGGGAGGAUUCACGCUACGACACUUCCUAUCCAAUGAAGUGGAUGUUCUGCGUGGGAUCGGUGAAGUUGCAGCAGAUGAAAGCAAGAAUUUGUUACUGGAGAGAGGAGGAUAUGUCGAAUCAGUGCUUGGGAUGCAAUGGUUGCCAGAAGACGAUGUUUUCACCUAUUCCUUCGUCAGACAUGUCCCUACGAAGCGCGAAGUAGUUAAAGUGGUGAUGACCUUGUUCGAUCCACUAGGACUUAUUUCGUUUUUCCUCGUUCAUGGCAAAAUCCUGAUUCAGGAUAUUUGGGCCAGAGGUACAGAUUGGGACGUUACCAUUCCCAACGACCUGUACGAACGCUGGCGUACCUGGACGAGCCUUUUUCCGACGCUCGAUCUGCUUCGUAUUCCGAGAUGUUACUUCCGGUCAGCGCUUCCGGAAAAUGUUGAUGGCCUGGAGAUUCAUAUGUUCUGCGAUGCCAGCGAAGCAGCGUUCUCAUGUGCCGCUUACUUUCGCGCAGAAAUAGAUGGAGAAAUACAAGUGGCGUUCAGCGGUUCCAAAACAAAGGUCGCUCCACUCAAAACCCUUUCCAUUCCUCGACUUGAACUAAACGCCGCCGUGCUUGGGACCCGUCUGUUGGAGACUCUUCAGAACCAUCAUAGCAUACCGGUGUCUCGCAGGUUUCUCUGGAGCGAUUCGAGUACCGUAUUGUCAUGGAUUCGUUCCGACCAUCGCCGGUACCAUAAGUUCGUAGCCUUCCGUAUCGGAGAAAUCUUGAUGUCUACAAAUCCGUCGGAGUGGAGAUGGGUUCCCACCAAACUUAACGUUGCCGAUCAAGCAACGAAAUGGAACAACGGACCAUUGCUUUCGUUAGAGAAUCCCUGGUUUCGAGGACCGAGUUUCCUUUUCGAACCAGAGAAAUUAUGGCCAAAACAGCAUCCUUCAACGCCGACGAAAGAAGAACUUCGCCCUGCUACCACGCUCUUGAGUCACCUCACACCGCAGGUGGGUAUCCCGCUUGAAGUUCCUCGAUUCAACUCAUGGACAAAGCUUCAACGAACCGUUGCCUUUGUUUUGCGCUACGUGGACAACUGUUGCCGUAAGAAACACCAAGAAUGUCUGCGGCUAGAUGUCCUCACCCAAGAGGAGCUAAAACGGGCCGAAGAACUUCUGUGGAAGAUCGCUCAGAAGGAAACAUUUGCGGAAGAAAUUUUUAUCCUCGCCGAGUCACAGGGUCCUCCUGAGAAACGACAUCGUAUUGUGCACAAAUCCAGCCCAAUUUACAAGACAUGGCCCUUUAUGGAUGAUCAUGGGAUCCUGAGGAUGCGUGGCAGAAUAGGUGCCGCUCCUUAUGUCCCAACCGAAGCUAAGUUUCCAACGAUUUUGUCGAAAAACCACCCAAUAACAUUCCUAAUCGUAGAUUGGUUCCAUCGCCGCUUCAACCAUGCCAAUCAAGAGACCAUCGUCAACGAGAUCCGCCAACGAUUCGAGAUUUCUAAGCUUAGAUCGCUGGUGGAGAAAGUCUCAAAAAAUUGCGUCUGGUGUCGUGUUUCCAAAGCUGCUCCAAGACCUCCAGCAAUGGCCCCACUACCAAAGAUACGCCUCACUUCAUUCGUUCGACCCUUUUCAUUCGUCGGACUUGACUACUUUGGGCCAGUCUACGUUAGAGUCGGUCGAAGUCUCGCUAAACGAUGGAUUGCCCUGUUCACUUGCCUGACGGUAAGAGCAGUGCACAUGGAGGUGGUGCAUUCUCUGAGCACGGAAUCCUGCAUCAUGGCAGUGCGUCGCUUCGUGUCUCGCCGGGGUCCGCCCAGAGAAUUCUAUUCUGACAAUGGGACGUGCUUCCAAGGUGCAAGUCGGGAGCUCAAAGCAGAAAUCGAGAAUCGAAAUGAAGCCCUAGCGCUUACUUUCACGAGCGCGGAAACCAGCUGGAAAUUCAUCCCACCUGCUGCGCCCCAUAUGGGAGGCGUAUGGGAACGAAUAGUUCGGUCGGUUAAGGUGGCAACUGGGGCAGUUUUGGAUGCCGCUCGUAAGCCCGAUGACGAAGCUCUGGAGACCGUGAUCCUAGAAGCCGAGGCGAUGAUCAAUAGUAGGCCGUUCACUUUCGUACCAUUGGAAUCAGCUGAUCAGGAGGCUUUGACUCCCAAUCAUUUCUUGUUGGGCAGUUCUACUGGGGUCAAAAUUAACCCCACGGCUCCCGUAGAUAGCCGUACUAUACUUAGGAGCAACUGGAAACUGGCGCAGUUCAUCAGUGAAGAAUUCUGGCGGCGAUGGGUGAAAGAAUACUUGCCCGUAAUCACUCGCAGGUGCAAAUGGUUUGAGGGAGAGAAGGAUCUUGAAGUCGGUGACUUAGUGUUGGUGGUCAGUGGAUCCUUAAGGAACCAAUGGCUGAGAGGACGCAUCGAGCAAGUGUUCCCUGGCAAGGACGGGAGAGUACGUCAAGCGCUCGUACGCACUGCAACGGGAUUUCUUCGACGACCAGCUGUGAAACUAGCUGUUUUGGACGUCAUGAACAGUGGUAAACCUGGUUCAACUGCUCCUGGAACUCCAGAAGAUCACCAAGGUUUACGGGCGGGGGAAUGUAACGACGGACCCCCCGUCGCAGCGGCGCCGUGCGCACAGAACGCUGAAUGA
This is a messenger RNA of Ochlerotatus camptorhynchus, 3730 nucleotides long. RefSeq lists its product as uncharacterized. Lineage: Eukaryota; Metazoa; Arthropoda; Insecta; Diptera; Culicidae. Gene Ontology annotation, biological process: DNA integration. Bases 278 to 3730 code for a protein of 1150 amino acids. Gene Ontology annotation, molecular function: nucleic acid binding. The record is from RefSeq and is a predicted model, not a curated record. The transcript has 2 exons.